Thermothelomyces thermophilus ATCC 42464 is the source of this 1587-nucleotide messenger RNA. RefSeq names its product cytochrome P450-like protein. The transcript is spliced from 2 exons. Lineage: Eukaryota; Fungi; Ascomycota; Sordariomycetes; Sordariales; Chaetomiaceae. The coding region runs from base 1 to 1587 and encodes 528 amino acids. The record is from RefSeq and is a predicted model, not a curated record. Gene Ontology annotation, molecular function: oxidoreductase activity, acting on paired donors, with incorporation or reduction of molecular oxygen; iron ion binding; monooxygenase activity.
AUGACCUUCAGUGCCGAACACCUCCAGCUUUGGCUGGGCUUGGUAGCCAUCUCUGGCUUCCUCUACACAACAUGCCUGGUCAUCUACCGACUCUUCUUCCACCCCCUGGCCAAGUACCCGGGCCCGUUCCUGGCCAAACUCACCGAUGCGUACAUGCUCUACUACGCCUGGAGGGGUGAUCGCCACCUCGAGUUCUGGCGGAUGCACGAGAAAUACGGCAAGUUUGUGCGCUUCGGACCCAACUCGCUUUCAAUCAAUUCCAACACGGCCCUGAAGGACAUCUACGGCUUCCGCGCCAACGUCCGCAAGGCCGAGUUCUACGACGCCUUUGUGCACCCGGCGCCCAACACCCACAACGCCCGUGACAAAGAUCUCCACGCCCGUAAGCGCCGUGUCCUCUCGCACGCCUUCUCGGACGGCGCCAUCAAGGAGGUUGAGCGGUACAUUCUGGCCAACAUCCGCACUUUCUGCGAGGCCAUCGGAGACUAUGGACGCGUGAUUCACGAGAAGAAGGGGUGGAGUUCGCCCAAGAACAUGUCUGACUGGUGCAACUGGCUUGCCAUGGACAUCCUGGGCGACCUCUGCUUUGGGAAGGCCUUCCACAUGCUCGACCGCCCGGACAACCGGUACGCCGUCGAUCUCGUUGGCGUCGCGGCCCAGAGGCAUCUUCUUUGCGGCACCAUGCCCAUCAUCAACAAGCUCAGCCUGGACAAGAUCCUCUUCCACAGGAUCGCGGCUGGCCGCGCGAGGUACAUGGCAUAUAGCCGGCAGCAACUCGCCGAGCGCACAGCGUUGGGUGACGAAACCGACCGCCGCGACUUCUUUUAUCAUCUUCUCAAGGCUCGCGACCCGGAAACCGGCCAGGGCUUCACCACGCCCGAACUCUGGGGCGAGUCCAAUCUCCUCAUCAUUGCGGGCUCGGACACGACCUCCACCGCCAUGGCCGCAACCCUCUUCUACCUCGUCCGCCACCCAGACGCUCUCGCCAAAGUCACGGCCGAGAUCCGCUCCCAGUUCGCGUCCCUCGAAGAUAUCCACCAGGGCGCGCAGCUCAACGCGUGCGUCUACCUGCGCGCUUGCAUCGACGAGGCCAUGCGCCUGUCGCCCUCAGUCGGCGGUCUGCUGCCUCGCGAGGUGCUGAAGGGGGGGAUGACCAUCGAUGGCGAGCACAUUCCUGCCGGCAUCAUCGUCGGCACCCCGCACUAUGCCAUCCAUCACAACCCGGCCUACUACCCGGAUCCGUUCGCGUACCGGCCCGAGCGGUGGAUCGUUGGCAGCGAGAAAGGGGACGGGGUUGACGUGAGCGACGAGGCCCAGGUGGCGCUCGCGCAGAGCGCUUUCUGCCCCUUCUCGAUCGGGCCGCGCGGGUGCAUCGGCAAGGGCCUGGCGUACGUCGAGAUGACUCUUACUUUGGCGAGGGUGUUGUUCUUGUAUGAUUUGCGCAAGGCGGUCGGCGUCGCUGACCCCGGGGAGGGCAAACCUGGUGCGGGCUACGGAAGGGACAGAGUUGGGGAGUUCCAGCUGGUGGAUACUUUUACGAGUCUGAAGGAUGGGCCGAUGGUCGAGUUCCGGAGACGGGAGUUGUGA